AUGGAGCUGUUAAAUGAUGCUAUUCAUGGUAAAAAGAUCUGGGCAUUUAAAUUAAAGGUUUCAUUAAAAAACUAUGGAUAUGGAUAUCUUUGGGAAAUACGGGACAGUAUUACUGACGUGAGACGCAAAUGUGAGAAAGGUGAAUUUAAAUGUUCCAAUGGUCAAUGUAUAGAUUCGAAAUAUGUUUGUUACAAUGGUAAAAGCAUAGGAAGAAAUGGUUGUGUCGAUGGCUCGCAUCUCCUGCAUUGUCAUAACCAUUCGUGUUCCACGGGCCAGUAUAAAUGUCCACGAUCAUAUUGUAUUGACGAAACAGAAAAGUGUGACGGACGAAUAGAUUGUAAGAUGACUUACGCUGAUGAAUUUGACUGUGGUUUCAAAUGCCCUUAUCCGGAUAUGAAAUGUGAUUGUCUUGACAUAGAUAUGGACUGUGAAAAUAGAAAUCUAACUCGCCUACCACAAGACCUUAGUAAAGAGGAUUUAACAAAAUAUAAAUUGGGCGGUAACAGAAUACGGAUAACGCAGACAAUGUUUGCAAACCUCAGCAAAAUUGUUUUAUUGGAUAUGAAUUAUAAUGGAAUAAGAAUAAUUCCAGACGGAUCAUUCAAAAGUUUGUGGAGGCUCUUUACAUUGAAUUUGGAAAAUAAUCUGAUAGAAAAUAUAAGCAACGGAACUUUCAAAGGGCUGACAAAUCUUAGGACACUGUACUUAAGCGGAAACAAAAUACGGGAGAUUACCCCACUAGGCUUUAUCGGGUUGUCAAAUCUUCAUCACUUAAAUUUAAGUUACCAAGCUUUAGAGAAGCUCUCUCUAAACACAUUUACGGGUUUGAGAAAUGUCAGGACGCUGAAUUUGUCUCACAAUUUCAUAUUACAAGUGGAUGAGGGAGCCUUUAAUGGUCUUGAAAAUCUUAAAUUCUUAGACUUGUCCUUUAACGAAAUCACUACGUUACAGACCCAUGUGUUCAACGGGUUAAAACUUCUAACAUUUCUGGAUGUAUCUAACAACAGGAUUGAGAUACUAGAGGACAACGUGUUCAAUGGUUUACAAACUCUAGAACAUCUAUACACAGAUGAGUUUAGAUUUUGCUGUGCUGCCCAGAUUACUGGUGAAUGUUUACCAAAACCUGACGAAUUCUCAUCCUGUACAGAUCUUAUGUCUAACUUUGUUCUGCGAGUCAGCAUAUGGAUUCUUGGCCUGGUCGCUUUCUGGGGGAAUAUUGUGGUCGUUGUAUGGAGAACACGUGACCUGAGAAACGGAAAGGUGCACUCAUUCCUUAUUACAAACCUCGCCAUUGGUGAUUUCCUCAUGGGUGUUUACAUGAUGAUUAUUGCAAUUGUUGACUUCUAUUAUCGCGGAAACUACAUACUUCACGACCGAUUUUGGCGGGAAAGUGAAUUGUGCAAAUUCGCGGGCUUUAUAUCGACAUUCUCGAGCGAGUUGUCGGUCCUUACACUGACUGUGAUCACGCUGGACAGACUUGUUUGUAUAAUAUUUCCCCUGCACUUUAGACGACUAAAACUUAGAGACGCAUCCUACGUCAUGUGUUUUGUAUGGGCUCUCGUCUUGGCGAUUUCCGCUGUUCCGUUGACUGGAAUUGAUUAUUUUGGAAAUUUCUACGGACGUUCGGGGGUGUGUCUAGCGUUCCAUAUCACAAGCUCCAAACCAAAGGGCUGGGAGUACUCAGUGGCGGUGUUUCUUGUUUUGAACUUUAUAUCAUUUUUAGUGAUAUUUUUCUCCUAUCUACGUAUGUUUUUCGUUGCUAAACAGACUCGAAGCGCUGUCAGAAAAAUACAAGAUAAAAAUGAUAGUGCUAUGGCACGCAGGAUGACCAUCAUUGUCGCAACCGACUUCUUUUGUUGGGUUCCAAUCAUUCUUUUAGGUUUUGCAUCGCUUGGAGGAGCGGAAAUUCCAAUAGAGGUGUUUGCUUGGGUAGCUGUGUUCGUCCUCCCUUUGAACUCGGCUGUGAACCCCGUGCUUUACACAAUAUCAACACCGCCAUUCUUACGUCACUUCCGGAAAAGAGCCAAUAUCUUCAGGAAGUCGUUCAAAUUAUCAUCAAAAAUUGAAACAAAACAUAGCUUUCUAGAAGACCGCUCUUCACAUGUUUUGGACCGGAAGCCGAAAUAUCGCCAUCUUGAAUUGAUGCGCAUGCGCAGUAUGAAUAACUGUUACACUCCAUGUCAAAGUCAUUCGACGACCCAUUCACAUUCACAUUCGGAUCAUUUAUUAUAAAAUUGAACAUUUUAUUUUCUUAUUAGUUUCGUUAUUGUCUUCUGUGUAUGUUUGCAGGAUACGUUAAAUUUAAUUUUUUAGAAGUGAUUGAAAUUAAAAAUAAUGAGUGCCUGCGCGUGUGCGUGCGUGCGCGUGCGUAUUUGAAAGGAAGUGAAUAAGGAUGUAGAAUAAUUAUGUAAAAGAGGAAAUUUUUAUUGCAUUUCUCCUAUUUAUAAUUGUUUCUUUUCAUUGUGGGCGGGGAUGUUGUUGGUGUUUUUGUUUUUCUGUUAAAGCUAUCAAAGCUAUUUUUUGUAAAUACAUAUUUAAUUAUCAUCUUUGAGAUGCUGGGUUCAGUGCACACGUCACAUUUGUGCCACCGUAUAAUACCCAGACUGUAUUUUAUUUUAUUCUAUUUUUUGUGAAUAAAUCACAACUUUUUUGGGGUGGGGGCAGUAUUUUUAUAUUCAAAGUUAUUUUGUUAUUUAUAGUUUUACUGUUGGGUCACUCAAUUUUUAUAGACUAUACUGCCCAAAGAUAUUUGGCGGGUAGUUUCUCUUUGUGGUCUUCAACAAACUUUACAUAAAUGACUCAUUUUUGUACAAUAUUCAUUGUGAUGUAAGAGGCGAUGAAUUCUAAUCCAGUUACCUCUCUGGCGUGGGAUCGAUCCCCGGGAUAUGCUUUGGUAGUUAAGCGCGGAGGAAGGUAGUCUAGUACUGGUGUAACUCUCCAGGAACGAUGGUUAGGAAACUACCUGCCUAUAUGACUGAAAUACUGUUGGGAAAAGGCGUAAAAUGAUACAAAAAACAUUGUGAUGUUCCAAGAUAUCAUUGGACAUGGUUCCACGUGAUUUUAGAAUGAAUGAUCAUAUAUUUUUUAGUACUUAUGUAAUCUAAUCCAUAAAAGAGAAAGAUUUGUUUUUAAAGGGACACAACUGAAGUUUAUUGUUAUGACGGGACUGAGAUUAAUAUUCCAUUUGAUGUAGGUCUAGAUCAAUAUCUUGUGUGCAAAAUGUCAAUCGUUCACUCCGUUUUUCCGGAAUAAUUAUUCUAGUUAAGAAUAAAAUUGAACCAACAUUAAAAAACACUUUUACUCAAAUCGGACAGAAAAUAGCAUUAAAAUACGUUUUUUUAAUUAUUUCUGAGUAUAUUUGUUUUUAAUCUUUAGCAUAUCUGUCUGUUUUAAAUUCACCAGCAUAUAUAUGUAACAAAAUCAGAUUUCAUGGGGAUAGGUUAAAUUAUAGUGGAGUUCCUUUAAUAAGGAAACAGUCUAAGAGUUUUAUGAUUACAAAAAUGAACGCUUGAUUUGCCAACUUUACUUUUUGUAACAUUAUUUUGACGUCGGUAAAUAAGGAAGUUUAUCCUGAUUUCACUCGUACAUUUUCUUCAAACACGCUUCCGAUAGAAAAGAUAAAUUAUAAACUUCACAAAAAAUAUAAUGAACAGCAUAAAGCCUAAAACAUAAAAUUUUGAAAUUCUUACAUAGAUCAACUGCGAGCACUUGAAAUGGAAUAUAUGCUAAGGAUGAAACUAAGAAUUUAAUUGAAAAUCAACUUUUGUGUCUUAAAUUAUGUUUUGUCCAAUAUAAUUGCUGUAUUUUGAAAUUCUUUGUACAUCGUUAUUUUUUUUGCAAAUCGCCUAAUUAUAGAAUAAUCAGUCUGUUACAUAAUUGUUUAUAAGAAAAAUAAUUUCAAACAAUGUGCCGUUUAUUGACCAAUGUUAUUUUGUAAAUGCUUACUAAACUUUACUUAAGGCGAUACUUACAUCAUUAAACGAUUUUUGUUUUGGGCCACUGUGCUCAUUAGAAAUAAUAAUUCUUUAAAAAAAAAGCGAAUUCGCGAGUUAGCGAAUUAUUGGUAAUUUUGCACACUAGAUAUUCGUCUUGACCUUAGUUUGUGGUCAAUUUUGCCAUAAAAAUAAUCAUUAAAGAAAAACUGAGUGAGCGAAUGAUCUGAAAUUUUGAACACAAGUUACCAGUCUAGACCUACAUCAAACAUAAUAUUAAUCUCGAAAAAUCAUUUCCAGUCCAGUUAUGUAAAACAAAAAUCUCAGUGGAGUCCCUUUAAUCAAAUUAUACAAAUGUCUUAAAAAAAUUUCAAAUCAAGACAUGUCAAAACAUCUCAGUGACGUUUUUAAAUGAUUUACAUGCUGAACAAAAAUUACUGAAUGACUGUGAUGCUUCUGUAAUGCUUCUGUAAUGCUUCUGUAAUGCUUCUGUAAUUAGGUGUUCGACAAGAAAACAUGUGAAGUUGUGCAAUAAAAUAAUAUGUCCGUGUGUUGAUUGAUGACGCCAAUAUAAAUAAUAUGUAGAUAGUUAUGAAUGUUAAAUUUAUUCCUGUUAUCUCUUUUCCCGUGCCAUUUUUUUAAAAAUGUAAUCAUAAUAAUAUAAUGUUAAUAAUGUAAUAUAAAUCUUGUUAAUUAAUUAAAAUACGUGUCAAAGGUGAUAUUUGUUAAGAAUAAGACUACAUGUAUUGUUAAUUAAAUAUUGUAAAUUUAGUAUUUGGGUUUAAGUAUUAAUUCUUUUCUCAAUACAUUUAAUUAAAUUAUGUAUUUACUUUUUUAACUAAGUGAAACUAUUAAAACUAUCGAAAGGUCAUAUUUCUCAACUAUGUUUCUUUUUUGGGUGUGUGUGGGGGAGAGAGUAACUUUAUAUUUUACCCGUUUUUUAAUUGAUUUCCAGUUUUGUUCUGAUAAUCGUUUUCCAGUUACAUUUUUAUAAUCAGUGUCAAUAUUGGUCAUAUUCUACAAUUCCUUACUAUCGGGGAUGGUUUCAAGUGUUGUUCUAAUAAUCGUUUUCUUUAAAAACUUAAGUCUUCAUUUCAUAUAUUACGUUUUUCCCCUUUUACACAUCAAACACCUCGCAGUUCAUUUUGUAAACAGGGUGGCGUUUGCACGUGCAGCACGAGAAAUAGAUGACGCAGUUUUAUGAUUUGCGCAUUUCGUGUUUAUCGUGCACAUGUCUUUUCUUCUACAUACAUUGAGAAGUAAAUAUAAAAAGGAAUGAUACAAUAUGACCAAUAUUGACACUGAUUAUAAAAUGUAAGUUUAUGUUUAUGUAAUAUAUAGAGGAUAUUGAAUGAGUGCAGCUUCUAUACAGUUUUAUUGAACGAGUUGAAUAAAAUUAUGUUAUGCGAGCCUCUGGUUUACGUUGGGAUUUUUCCAACAGAAAAUAAAGAUGACGGCGGCUUUAAUCAAAUGGUGAGUAGUAAAUAUUUUUGAGAAAUUUGAAUGGGGUAUGACACUGGCAAAUUAAUAGAUGCACCAUACUAAUGAUUUUUCUUUUUCGUUUUUUCUUCUUCUUUUCCUAUAAAAUUAAUGAUAAACUAGCAAUUUAGUGUUUUCAGGUUUAUUCAAAAUGCAGUUUUCCAUUUCGAUCACGUUGAAAACGAAAUCACGUUUCAAGAAAUAACUUAUAUUUUCACGGGAGUAAAUUCUAAUAACAUGGUGAUUUGUAGUGUUUAGGUUAUUAUUUCUGUUUUGAAGGGCAAAAUAUGUUAUGAAUAAAAUUCUUGUACAGAUAUGUUUUACUGUUUCAUAGAAAUAUAUAAACGUUUACAGUUUGAUUAAUUUUUUGUUAAUUGAAUUGACAUUUAAAUUUGUUAAAUUAUUAUGAUAUGUACAUAUAUCUGUGGUUCAUGAAAGAGUGACAUUGUUUAAAUAAAAGUGUAUAAAGUGGUA
This is a messenger RNA of Ruditapes philippinarum (Manila clam), 5885 nucleotides long. RefSeq names its product G-protein coupled receptor GRL101-like. The record is from RefSeq and is a predicted model, not a curated record. The transcript has 16 exons. Bases 1 to 2232 code for a protein of 743 amino acids. Gene Ontology annotation, cellular component: membrane. Lineage: Eukaryota; Metazoa; Mollusca; Bivalvia; Venerida; Veneridae. Gene Ontology annotation, molecular function: G protein-coupled receptor activity; protein-hormone receptor activity; protein binding. Gene Ontology annotation, biological process: G protein-coupled receptor signaling pathway.